Messenger RNA from Sorghum bicolor (sorghum), 2380 nucleotides. RefSeq lists its product as uncharacterized. Bases 374 to 2029 code for a protein of 551 amino acids. The transcript is spliced from 2 exons. The record is from RefSeq and is a predicted model, not a curated record. NCBI's taxonomy places the organism in Eukaryota, Viridiplantae, Streptophyta, Magnoliopsida, Poales, Poaceae.
CACGGCACGCACGGCACGAGCAUAUUCUCUCCGCGCAUGCCGACGGCGGGCGGCGGCGACCUUUUCCAAGGGGAGGUCGGGCCCCAUAGCGGAGCCUGACCCUCUCGAGAGCGACUCCCUCGGCGUCGCCAUCGACUCCGCGGAAGCGGGGGGCGUACGCUUACCCACUCCCCAACCCAACCAAAACCAAUGGUGCAGCCCCUCACGCUGGACCGGAGUUGGGGGGUGACGACGAGCCAGCCAGCCGCCGCCGGUUUGACCAGACCUGUGGUGAUCAGCUCGUAAGGUGGGGUGGAGCUUCCGGUUUAGAGAAUAAAGAGGGGUGCUCCGGGGUGGGCUGAGAGAGCGGAAGGAAGGAAGGAGGGAGCCGGCGAUGAGCGGGUGGAGCUGGCUCUGCUGUGGCCGAUCCAAAGCCGGAGGCAGCGAUGUCCGGCUCCCCGAGCCCUUCCAGCUGCCGGCGCCCUUGCCCGAUUGGCCGCAAGGAGGGGAUUUUGCUAAGGGCACAAUAUGCAUAGGAGAGCUUGAUGUUGUAAAUAUUACCAAAUUCCGCAAUAUAUGGACCUGCUCAGAUGCUACAUUUUAUGAGCCAGAAGGAAUUCCUGAUGGUUUCCACUGCCUUGGGCACUACGCCCAACAGAAUGACCGCCCCUUACAGGGAUUUCUUCUUGUGGCAAGGGAAGUGGCUAGCCACCAAGUUAUUAAUAGCAAGCCCGCCCUUGAGAAACCAUUAGAUUACUCCCUUGUUUGGACCAGUGCUGACUUAAAUGAAGAUGACAACAGCGAAUGUGGUUGCAUCUGGUUGCCAUGUCCACCGAAUGGGUAUAAAGCCCUUGGCUAUGUGGUUACUAAAGGACCAAAGAAGCCCUCACUGGAAGCAGUUCGAUGUGUGCGAGAUGACCUAACAGACACAUGUGACAAUUUCCGUUCAAUUGUAAAUAUGGAUAAUGCAUGCCAGAUUUGGAAGACAAGGCCUUGCCACCGAGGAGUGAGAGGGCACGGUAUACCGGUUGGUACUUUCUCCUGUGCAACUGAUUCAACAGAUAGCGAUGAAUCAAGCACUCCCUGCUUGAAAAAUGUUGACCCAAAUUUGAGAUCCAUGCCUAAUUUAGAGCAGAUCAAUGCUCUGAUCAAGCACUAUGGCCCAACUGUUUUCUUCCACCCACAAGAGACAUACUUACCAUCAUCAGUUUCUUGGUUCUUUGAGAAUGGAGCGACAUUGUACAAGAAAGAUGCAAAAAUGGGAGAUGCAAUACUCCCUGGUGGCUUGAACCUGCCUGUUGGUGGGACAAAUGAUGGUGAGUACUGGAUUGAUCUCCCUGACGAUGACAGGAAGGAGCUUGUCAGAGAUGGCAAUCUGAAGAGUGCUGAGCUAUAUGCUCAUGUGAAGCCAGCUUAUGGAGGGACCUUCACUGACAUUGCAAUGUGGGUAUUUUGCCCAUUCAACGGGCCUGCCACUAUCAAGGUUUCAUUUGCAAGUUUUGCUCUACAGAAAGUCGGUAGGCAUAUUGGAGAUUGGGAGCAUUUCACCCUCCGAGUGAGUAACUUCUCAGGUGAGCUGUCAUCUAUCUACUUCUCGCAGCACAGUGGGGGUGAAUGGGUUGAAGCUUGUGAUCUGGAGUUCAUCUCUGGGAACAAAGCAAUUGUUUACUCGUCGAGGAAUGGGCACGCAAGCUACCCCCACCCUGGCUGCUACCUGAUGGGGUCUGAGAAGCUUGGCGUCGGAGUUAGAAACGAUGUGGCCCGAAGUGAUUUAUCAGUGGAUUCGAGCACGCAGUAUAAAAUCAUCUCAGCAGGGCAUCUCGGAGAUGCUGUUGUGGAACCAUGCUGGCUGCAAUACAUGAGGGAGUGGGGACCCGCAGUCACGUACAGCUCACGUUCAGAGAUAGACACGGCGCUUAGCUUCUUGCCGUUCUUUCUCCGGUACACAGUGGAAGCAAUAUUCAACAGCCUUCCGGCGGAAUUGUACGAGGAGGAAGGUCCUACAGGACCCAAGGAGAAGAACAACUGGGAAGGCGAUGAGAGAUGCUAGGCUUUGUCGCCUUCAUUAUUUAUCCCAUUUACCUCUUAUCUGUACCCUAAAGCUGUAUUUGAUGAAAAGAUUGAUGUGCUAUGCUAUGAUAGAACAUUUGGUUUAGGAUAUGCUUGCCAAGCUUGAGGGUUCAGUGCACUUGUCAGGUUAAAUAUUGCACUGUUUAUUUAGCUGCAGUGGUGCAAGUGCAUGACAACUUGUCCUGUGCGUCUGCCAACCAAAUUGCGCUUGUAUAUUGUACCAGUCAUACUUUUUCUAGUGGAGUAUUUGGUAAGAGCCAGAUAUGUAGUUCAAAAUUAAUAACCUUGGGAGUUCCUCUCUUGCAGUAAAACAUUUGCAAAGCCUUUCUUA